Messenger RNA from Microplitis mediator, 1301 nucleotides. Its product is annotated as 5'-nucleotidase domain-containing protein 1-like. Gene Ontology annotation, molecular function: 5'-nucleotidase activity. The record is from RefSeq and is a predicted model, not a curated record. Lineage: Eukaryota; Metazoa; Arthropoda; Insecta; Hymenoptera; Braconidae.
UUAACACAAGUUUCCACACUGACUCGCACAAUCAACGCACACUUAAUAAUAAAAUAAAAAUUAAUAAAAUGUGUGCGUUCAAAUUAAGUGACUACGAUUGCAUUGGAUUUGAUCUAGAUCACACAUUACUGUGGUACAACGUUACUAAUAUGGUAGAAAUGGAGUACAAAACACUAGCAAAUUAUCUAGUGAAUAAAAAAGGGUACAGUCCUUCCUAUUUACAAAGGCCAUUAAAUGAACAGGACAUUGAUUUCAUGCAGAAGGGAUUGAUCCUAGACUUCGAUCGCGGCAAUAUCCUCAAGCCUGAUAGCGAUGGUAUAAUAAGACAAGCGAAUCAUGGAAGUAAAUCACUUACGGCUGAUGAAAUAAAUUCAAUUUACCCAGACAAACGUUGGGAUGCCAUUGAUGCGUUUAUGAGUAAUCCGCUGGAUGUAUGGAACGGACCCUACUCCCAGAAAAUGCGAUCGCUGUUGGAUUACUUUGAUAUGCCGGGUUGGCUGGCAUUCGCGCGUGCUGUUGAUGAUAUUGACAACAGAAACGGUAAAAUUUCAGAUAAAUAUGAGGUAUGGGCUGACAUUUUUAGUGGUCUGAUCAACAUGUAUAACAGAGAACACUUUAAAAAAAAUUUGGGUGACUAUUUUGCCACUUUGAAGUCUGAUCCUGACAAAUAUCUGCGGAAAUGCAGCGAGGAAAUCAUCAGUUGGUUGCGGGAAUUGAAGAAAACCAAAGUUACUUAUUUAAUCACUGGUUCCAAUGCCGACUUUGCUGACUUUACGUCGCGUCACACCAGAAAAUCUCUUUUUGAUGUCGUAGUUUGUUUUGCUAAAAAGCCGGGGUUCUUUACGGACAAGCGCCCGUUCCUUAAGUUGGAAGGGUUUGAAGAAGCUGGUGAAGUUGAGGGCAAGGAAUUGACCCGCGAGGGGAAUUACUCCCAAGGAAAUUGGGGAGAGAUGAAGGAUUUAUUUUCUAGAAUCACUGGAGUUGAAAAUCCUAAAUGCUUGUAUUUUGGGGAUAAUUUAAUUCAGGACAUUUAUGUACCGGCUACACAUGAUUUGGAUACUGUGGUAGUGAGCGAGGAGAUGCAUGCAGAAGGAAUGGAUCAUGAUAUCAGUCAUCCAGAUGCUAAAACUAUGAUAUCAAAUUACUGGGGAUCAUAUUUUUCAAUGAAAAGUGAUGAUACUGAUACUUUGAAUAAAAGUUACUGGAGUUAUUUAAUUGAAAAUUAUUCUAAAAUUUGUAUUCCUUCUAUUAAAAUUAAUUUCAAUAGUUCCGGCAAUAAGUCAGCAAUUAUUUCUACUUAG